CAUUUCUCACAUCUCUAGCACCAUACCAUCGUUUCGUGUUUCGACUUUUCCAGGCCAACUUAAAAACGAUUUUUCCGUGGUGAAAAGUGCAAUUCGCGCAAGGAAAAUCUUCGAUGUGGUCCUUUUAAGCCAUCAAGAUUGCAUUUUGGAAAUUUUCCGCCUGCAGCUGGCCCUGGACGUGCUUUGUAUCCGUGGAGAACAGAGACGCAAAGAUAGACGCCGUGUGGGGUUGGGUUGCUUCCGGCCCGCUGCGCUUAGCAGCGAACAGAAUGGGCGACCUGCCGGGCUCGGGCUCCACCGCUCAACCACGGGAUGCUGCUGUUACCGGUACAGGUGGUAAUUCCACGGCUGGUGGCGGCUCCUCCGUUGGAUCAACGGCAGUGGACCGACCUCCGUCGCCCGCCCGCCUCUCUCACACGUCCGAGAAACAUCCGAAGGUCACGCUCACGGAACUAAAUAUGCUACGGCGCCAUCGGGAGCUCUGCGAUGUGGUGCUCAACGUGGGCGGACGGAAGAUCUUUGCCCACCGGGUCAUUCUGUCCGCCUGCAGCUCCUACUUCUGUGCCAUGUUUACUGGCGAACUGGAGGAAUCGCGCCAGACUGAGGUCACCAUACGCGACAUCGAUGAGAAUGCCAUGGAGCUGCUCAUCGACUUUUGUUACACCGCCCACAUCAUGGUCGAGGAGUCGAAUGUCCAGACCCUCCUUCCCGCCGCCUGCCUGCUUCAACUGGUUGAGAUUCAGGACAUCUGCUGCGAGUUCCUCAAACGGCAGUUGGAUCCCACCAACUGCCUGGGCAUCCGCGCCUUUGCCGACACACACUCCUGCCGGGAACUUCUUAGGAUCGCGGACAAAUUUACGCAGCACAACUUCCAAGAGGUUAUGGAGAGCGAGGAGUUCCUACUGCUCCCUGUCGGCCAGCUGGUGGACAUCAUUUGCAGCGACGAACUGAACGUGCGCUCCGAGGAGCAGGUCUUCAACGCGGUCAUGUCCUGGCUCAAGUACAAUGUCGCCGAGCGGCGACAACAUCUGGCACAGGUGCUCCAACACGUCCGUCUGCCUCUACUCUCUCCAAAGUUCCUGGUUGGCACGGUUGGCUCCGAUCUCCUGGUGCGCAGCGACGAGGCCUGCCGGGAUUUGGUGGAUGAGGCCAAGAACUAUCUGCUACUUCCGCAGGAGCGACCGCUGAUGCAGGGCCCACGCACUAGACCGCGCAAACCAACUCGACGAGGAGAAGUGCUCUUCGCCGUGGGCGGAUGGUGUUCCGGCGAUGCCAUAGCCUCCGUUGAGCGUUUCGAUCCCCAGACCAACGACUGGAAAAUGGUCGCUCCAAUGAGCAAACGACGCUGCGGAGUUGGCGUGGCCGUGUUGAAUGACCUACUCUACGCCGUGGGCGGUCAUGAUGGCCAGAGCUAUCUGAACAGCAUAGAGCGCUAUGAUCCACAAACGAAUCAGUGGUCCUGCGACGUGGCACCCACCACUUCCUGCCGCACCAGCGUGGGCGUGGCUGUGCUCGACGGCUUCUUGUACGCGGUGGGCGGCCAGGAUGGCGUUCAGUGCUUGAACCACGUGGAGCGGUACGAUCCGAAAGAGAACAAAUGGUCCAAAGUGGCUCCAAUGACAACUAGACGCCUGGGAGUGGCGGUAGCCGUGCUUGGAGGAUUUCUCUACGCAAUUGGCGGCUCCGAUGGACAGUGCCCGUUGAACACCGUAGAGCGAUAUGAUCCCAGACACAACAAAUGGGUAGCCGUCAGCCCGAUGUCCACGCGACGCAAGCAUCUGGGCUGUGCUGUGUUCAACAACUACAUUUACGCCGUCGGCGGGCGAGACGAUUGCAUGGAGCUCUCGUCCGCCGAGCGCUACAAUCCACUGACCAAUACCUGGAGCCCAAUUGUGGCCAUGACCUCCCGCCGUAGUGGGGUUGGCCUGGCCGUCGUUAAUGGACAGCUGUAUGCUGUGGGCGGCUUUGAUGGUUCCGCGUAUUUGAAAACCAUCGAGGUCUAUGACCCAGAGACGAACCAAUGGCGUUUGUGUGGCUGCAUGAACUAUCGUCGGCUGGGCGGCGGUGUGGGCGUGAUGCGGGCCCCUCAGACUGAGAACUAUAUGUGGUGCGAAAAUAGUUUUAAGCAACCAAAUUCCUGAAACUAACUCAACUCCUAUCCCUUCCAUUGCUGAUGAAAUGUUGUCUUGUCUCUCUUUCCCCCGAAAACAUGCUAACAAACUCAGGAUCCGGAAAGAUUCUGUUGUCUGAUGGGAACAGCAGCCGACGACGUUGCCCUCGCAAACGUUGCCGCCGCCGCACUUCUACUAACAAUAUCCGCAAUCGAAGCCAAAUCUAAUCGACUAAACAAAACACCUUUCCCCCCAUUGUCUAGCAGUAUAAUCGCUUUGUAUUAAUUGUUAAUUGUUUAUUUGGUAGAGCCUAAAGCGCAUGUCUGUUAGACUUUUCCAGAAUAGUAUUAGAGUUAGCACUGCCCUUUUCCCUUUUCCCCAUUCACCUGCAAUCACUCAUCCCCAUCACUCUGUGCGUAAUUAUAUAUGAUUGUACUGUACGUUAAGCAAGUAUAAAUAACUUAAUAUCUAAAUGUUGCUGGUGGUAUUUCAUGGAAAUCGCUAGCUCAUAACCAUGCCUUCUUUCGAAAAAACAAAACAGAAUCAAAUAUUAACUUAGAAACGAAUUCGAUUAGUUGUAAAUCUUAAAACGAUGAGCUCUAAAGUCAAGUAACAAAUUGGUAUUAAAAUAAUUUAGUCUUAAGGAGUGAAUUCAAGAAAGUUUGUCCGAAAUUAAACAUCACAAUGGUGCAAUAUUUCGAUCGACCAACCUAAUGAUGUUGUUUAGUCAAGUACCCUUUAAAUCAUUGCAAUCAUCUUCAAUAACCCACUACCUAUAUGGAGUGAACCGAAUAAUUGCAAAUUUGAAAAGAUUGAAUAUUCAAUUUGUCAAGCUUAAAAAACCAUUAAGAUAAUCACACACAAUGAAGAAGUUAGACCUAGCCCAAAUGAAUUCAAUAGUAACAAUUAACAAUUACACAGCAGUAAGAUCAACUUUAAGCUAAUAAAUUUUAAUAUUGUUACUCCUAGAUCGUAAACCGGUAAGAGUUUUCGGCCGGAAUCAGGUCAAGUUUUAAGAUGAAUUAUUGUUAAACCAAGUUUGACCAUCGAGCUGAAAGAACCAACUCGAAUUAAUUGCUUAGAUAAGGGAGUUAAAACACAACCAGACUCUCAAUAACAACACAUUUUGUUUGUUGCCUUUUACACCAACACUAUUAAACAAUUAUUUAUUCAAAAUUAUUUAUUACACGCUUUUGUAUCUCAUUUAGUUUAUUUUAGGGUGCACAUUUGUCAUUACUUUAUACACUGUUGUUAAAUCGAGCAAAAGGGAAUUAUCUUUGCUUCCAAGUGGUCAAUAAGAAUAGCAUUUAUGAAAAACCAAGCUUAUUUAUAUUAUAGCUUUAAGUAAAUGGUCAACACAAAUAAUCGCACUAUGCGUAGUUCAACAAUGACUCUUCAUAGUUGCAUUGAGUGGAAAAAAAGUGCUUAACGCAAAUAAUAAAAGAAGUGUUAACCUAAGGAAUGAUCGUAAACCCGUGCUAUGUAUAAGAAUAUAUAAUAAUAAAAAUAUAUCAAAACUAA
Drosophila erecta is the source of this 3632-nucleotide messenger RNA. It is a transcript of the gene dbo, whose product is annotated as kelch-like protein diablo. Gene Ontology annotation, molecular function: protein binding. The transcript has 6 exons. The record is from RefSeq and is a predicted model, not a curated record. Lineage: Eukaryota; Metazoa; Arthropoda; Insecta; Diptera; Drosophilidae. Bases 270 to 2141 code for a protein of 623 amino acids.